GAUAAGACACUUUAAAUCCAGAUAUGCAAUCAUCGAAUCACCAGCUUACUUAUUGCUAGCCUGCUAACGUUGAGUUAGCCGGCCAAACUUGGAAUACUGCCCCCCUCUUCACUUUAUGUGGGUUUCGCUUUGAGGCCUUAAGGAAAUUAUCCCCUUUUUGCCCCCACAGCCUUAAUGCAUCUCAACCUCUGAGUGGAAUUUAUAUUUUCUAAAUGACUUUGGAUAUUUCUGAAGCUUGAUAAGGCUGUGACAUACAAUUGGAGUACCUGGACUUUGUUUACUGGCCAUAAAAUAACGUGGAUUAUAAAGGACAUUUGGAAUAACGUUACACUUCAAAGAUGAUGUGUGAGGUGAUGCCCACUAUCAGCGAGGCUGAAGGGCCUGGUGGGGGAGGCGGCAGCGGUCGCCGGGGCUCUGGCUCCCCACUACAGUCAGAUUCGGAGGGUCACUUUGAGUCGCUGAUGGUGUCCAUGCUGGAGGAGAGAGAUCGUCUUCUCGAGACUCUGAGAGAGACUCAGGAGAAUCUGGGCCUGACUCAGGGCAAACUGCAUGAAGUUAGUCAUGAAAGGGACUCGCUGCAGAGACAACUGAACACUGCUUUGCCACAGGAGUUUGCUGCACUAACGAAGGAGGUGAAUGUGUGCCGGGAGCAGCUUCUGGAGAAAGAGGAGGAGAUUGCAGAGCUGAAGGCUGAGAGAAAUAACACACGGCUCUUGCUGGAGCACUUGGAGUGCCUGGUGUCUCGACACGAGCGCAGUCUGAGGAUGACGGUGGUGAAGAGACAGGCUCAGUCUCCAGCAGGUGUCUCAAGCGAGGUGGAGGUCCUCAAAGCCCUUAAGUCACUUUUUGAACACCACAAAGCCCUUGAUGAGAAGGUAAGGGAGCGACUUCGCGUUGCGUUGGAACGAUGCAGUGCAUUGGAGGAACAGCUCACCAUCUCACACAAAGAACUGGCUUACCUCAGGGAGCAGAGCAGUCAGAAGAGAGGGCUGGCAGAUGGAACCAGCGAGGUCAACCACAACUCUGAAAACACACCAAGCACUAAUGGCAAGCGGUCGUCGGAUGGUUCCCUUAGUCAAGAGGAGGAGUGUGGGCCUGGGUUUGGUAAAGUUGGCGAACUCCAGGAGGUAGUGGACCGUCAGUCUGCGGAUUUGGGCCAGAUGAAGGAACGCAUGGCUGCCAUGGCAUCACGCAUCAGUGAGCUGGAGGAGGACCUGGACACAGCCCGAAAGGACCUCAUUAAGUCCGAAGACAUGAACACACGGCUACAGAGAGACCUCAGAGAGUCAAUGGCUCAGAAGGAAGAUAUGGAGGAGAGGAUCACCACCUUAGAGAAGCGCUACCUGGCAGCUCAGCGGGAGGCUACCUCCGUCCAUGACCUCAACGACAAGCUGGAGAAUGAAGUGGCCAAUAAGGACUCCCUCUUCAGACAAACUGAGGACAGAAACCGACAACUACAGGAGAAACUGGAACUGGCUGAGCAGAAACUGCAGCAGACGAUCCGCAAGGCAGAGACUCUGCCUGAGGUGGAAGCUGAGCUCGCCCAGAGAGUCGCUGCCCUCACGAAGGCCGAGGAACGCCAUGGCAAUAUUGAGGAGAGGUUGAGGCAGCUGGAGGCCCAGCUGGAAGAGAAGCACCAGGAACUGCUCAGGGCACGACAGCGAGAGAAGAUGAAUGAGGAGCACAACAAGCGUCUGUCUGAAACUGUGGAUAAGCUCCUGUCAGAGUCCAACGAGAGACUCCAGCUUCAUCUCAAAGAGAGGAUGUCUGCUCUGGAGGAUAAGAAUGCCCUGAUCAGAGAACUGGAGCACACCAAGAAACUGAUUGAGGAAUCUCACCAUGAGAAGGAGCAGCUCCUCAUCCAAAUUGAGACAAUGAGGGCAGAAAAUGAGCAGGGUAGGAGCAGGAGCAACUCCUUACUACAUGGGCGGUCUCAGCUGGGCAGCACCCCAGAUUUCAGGUACCCAGUGUCGGCUUCAUCAAUGAUGGACAGUAACUCAGACCAUUACGGCAGCGCUCUUGUACUGAGGCGGCCUCAAAAGGGACGAGUGACAGCGCUCCGUGAUGAGCCAUCCAAGGUGCAGACUUUGAAUGAGCAGGAGUGGGAGCGCAUGCAACAGGCUAAUGUACUGGCAAACGUGGCCCAGGCCUUUGAGAGCGACAUGGACGCUUCAGACCUGGAGGAGGACCGAGAGACCAUUUUCAGCUCGGUGGACCUGCUGUCCCCUGCUGGCCAGGCUGACGCACAGACUCUUGCCUUAAUGCUGCAGGAACAACUGGAUGCUAUCAACAAUGAAAUUAGAAUGAUCCAGGAAGAGAAGGAGAGCACUGCGAUCCGAGCAGAGGAGAUUGAGGGUCGGGUGGGCAGCGGCGACAGCCUGGGAGGACGUUUCCGCUCCAUGAGCUCCAUCCCUCCAUCACUGUGUGCUGGGUCCUCACUGGGUAGCUCUCCACCUGGAUCUGGCCACUCGACCCCCCGACGAAUUCCCCGUAGCCCUAACAGAGAACUGGAUCGUAUGGGUGUCAUGACCUUGCCUAGUGACCUGCGCAAGCAUCGCAGGAAGUCUGCUCAGGAUGACAAGGCCACUAUCCGAUGUGAGACGUCACCCCCCACCACUCCACGCUCCAUGCGCCUGAACAGGGAGGCAGGACACACUGCCAGUCACGAGGACAUUAGAGACAUUCGAGGUCUGGCGAGCCUGCAGGACGGCCAGGGUAGUAACCCGAGCAGUAGCAACAGCAGCCAGGACUCUCUCAACAAAGCAGCCAAGAAGAAGAGUAUCAAGUCCUCCAUUGGACGCCUCUUUGGGAAGAAGGAGAAGGGCCGACCCAGCAUUCCUGGCAAGGACUCCCCCAGCCAAGCUGGCACUCCUGAGGCAGAGAGCUCUCCUAAGGAUGGUUUAGGAAUGGGCACCCUCGGGGGCCCUGCUGAGAAGAACAGGAAGCUGCAGAAGAAUCCAAAGACCGGGCAUGAAUUACUGGAAGAGGCUCGCAGGCAGGGCCUGCCAUUCGCCCAGUGGGAUGGACCAACUGUUGUGGUUUGGCUGGAGCUGUGGGUGGGCAUGCCAGCCUGGUAUGUGGCUGCAUGUCGUGCCAAUGUAAAAAGCGGAGCCAUCAUGUCGGCACUGUCAGAUACAGAGAUCCAAAGGGAAAUUGGAAUCAGUAACCCGUUACAUCGUCUGAAACUUCGCCUGGCGAUCCAGGAAAUCAUGUCUCUCACCAGUCCAUCUGCCCCGCCAACCUCGAGAACGACUACAGGAAACGUUUGGGUCACGCAUGAAGAGAUGGAAAGUUUGGCAGCCACACCUCCUACGGAGGAUGACGAGAGUAGCUGGGCCCAGACGUUGGCGUAUGGCGACAUGAACCACGAGUGGAUCGGUAAUGAGUGGCUGCCCAGCCUGGGUUUACCUCAGUACCGCUCCUACUUCAUGGAGUCCCUGGUGGACGCCCGAAUGCUUGACCACCUCACCAAGAAGGACCUUAGAGGACAGCUUAAAAUGGUGGACAGCUUCCACAGGAACAGUUUUCAGUGUGGUGUCAUGUGUCUGAGGAGGCUCAACUACGACCGGAAAGAGCUGGAGAGGAAGAGAGAGGAGUGUCAGCUAGAGCUCAAAGAUGUGCUGGUGUGGAGUAAUGAGCGUGUGAUCAGUUGGGUUCAGGCCAUCGGACUCAAAGAGUACAGUGGCAACCUUUAUGAGAGCGGAGUUCAUGGAGCACUGCUCGCCCUUGAUGAAACCUUCGAUCACAACACCCUGGCCUUGCUGCUGCAGAUCCCCACGCAGAACACACAGGCCAGAGCGACUCUGGAGCGUGAAUACAACAGUCUGCUGGCCAUUGGCACAGACAGGAGAAUGGAAGAGGAUGACGAUAAGAACUUCCGCCGAGCUCCCUCAUGGAGGAAGAAGUUCAGGCCCAAAGACAUGAGGGGGAUGUCCUUGGGGGCAUCGGAUACCCUCCCAGCCAACUUCAGAAUGACCAGUAGCGGCACAGCAUCUCCCUCCACGCAGCCAAAGAGGAGCCCGAUGGACGGAAGUCAGUCUAUACAGAGGUUGGACACUGCCACAGUCAGGACCUACUCUUGUUAACACACAACGUUUAUCCUCAUUAUUUCUAUAGGUAACCGCUGGUCAGAAGAUGAAGGGGAAUUCCCCGCAUUCAAGACCAGGAUGAUGAACUGAAAUGACUUGCAAGGACACUAACAAAAGAUGUUUUUUUUGUUGUUGUCAUCACAGAGAAAGACUUUACUCACCAAUCUCAGUAUCCCUAGAGGAAACUUUCUAGAUUUAUCUACAUUUGUUAUUAUAUUUAUGUAAACCAGUGGGACAUUUAAAUGAUUUUAGAAUUACUAUGUAACCCCUAUGUUGCCUGUGUCCCCUUUAAUCAACCCACUUUUUAAAAACUUUUCUCCACUGUGCCCGCAUUAAGCUCAGCUCUCAGAUGUAUGUAACUGAAUGUCUCAGCUGUCUGGAGUUUGUAUAUUUCUACCAACAGACAUUUUAUCUAAUCUUUUUUAUAAUCCUGAUUCUAUUGACCAGAUGUAUGUUUUGUUUUUCUCGCUUUGAUUUGAAUUCUAAUCAUUGAAUUUAUGCUUAAGUGACUUUAAUAUGUGAUAUAACUUAAUUCAUAUCCUCUGCCCUUUUUAACUGUUGUAAUAUUUUUUGUUUUGUAGCUUAUUACCUGUGAUUUUUGUGUAAAUGCAGCUCUUAGGUCAACGGAUGUGUGAAUAUCAAACAAAAUUGCUGGA
Amphiprion ocellaris (clown anemonefish) is the source of this 4744-nucleotide messenger RNA. It is a transcript of the gene ppfia1, whose product is annotated as PTPRF interacting protein alpha 1. NCBI's taxonomy places the organism in Eukaryota, Metazoa, Chordata, Actinopteri, Pomacentridae. The record is from RefSeq and is a predicted model, not a curated record. Gene Ontology annotation, cellular component: presynaptic active zone. The transcript is spliced from 32 exons. Gene Ontology annotation, biological process: synapse organization. Gene Ontology annotation, molecular function: protein binding. Bases 339 to 4085 code for a protein of 1248 amino acids.